UCUCUGGACACAAGUUUUCUCUCGCGGAUGGUGGAAGACCCGGCCCACGCGCCAGUGUCGUUAGCCUUUGAAGGGCCGACCCUCCUGGGUGGAACCGUUAGUUUUCUUCGGGCCUGUCCGGUUCCUGCAGUCCGGGGCUGGUUGGGAGGUUACACCAAACUGUACCAUGUAUACGCAAGCGGCCAACGGGUCCAUUCUGGAGCUGCAUUCGGAGCUGGUGAAAGUUAAAGCUCACUACUGUGGGGACAUGCUGAUCACCGACUUGGCUGCCACGGUAACCUUUGUGGAGUUGUGCGAUGAGGUGAGAACGAUGUGCAGCGUUUCCAUGCAGCAGCCUAUUACGCUCAAGUGGAUUGAUGAUGAAGGGGAUCCUUGUACAAUCUCGUCUCAGAUGGAGUUGGAGGAGGCCUUUCGUAUUUACAGUCGAAACAAGAGGUCUGGACUGCUGCUGCAUGUGUUCCCCAGUACUCCUGAGCGGCCUGGCAUGUCCUGCCCUGGAGAAGACAAAUCAAUCUACCGCCGCGGGGCUAGAAGAUGGAGGAAACUCUACCGAGUCAACGGGCACCUCUUCCAGGCCAAGCGCUUUAACAGGAAAGCCUACUGCGGCCACUGUAGUGAAAGGAUAUGGGGGCUGGGCAGGCAGGGCUACAAGUGUAUCAAUUGCAAACUGCUGGUCCAUAAGCGCUGUCACAGACUCAUCCCUCAGACCUGCCAAAGGCUUAUGGAUCCAGUCAUGCCAUCGCAGGAGCCCCCCUCAGAUGCCAAGAAUGAAGAGGUGGACCUUCCACCAGAUGACACAGAGGACACGGACGAAAUACCGCUUCUACCACACAACUGCACAGUGGAUAAAACAGAAGAUGCAGACACGGCGGACAUCAAAGCUGUGGUGGAUGGCAUCGAUGGCAUUAAGCUGUCCCAGGGCCUGGCUCUGGGACUCAGUGACUUUGACCUGAUCCGAGUGAUUGGCCGUGGCAGUUAUGCUAAGGUCCUGCUGGUUCGGCUCAAGAAGAAUGAGCAGGUGUAUGCCAUGAAGGUGGUGAAGAAGGAACUGGUCCACGAUGACGAGGACAUUGACUGGGUGCAGACAGAGAAACAUGUGUUUGAACAGGCGUCCACCAACCCGUUUUUAGUAGGCCUCCACUCGUGUUUCCAAACAGAAAGCCGGUUAUUUCUGGUGAUUGAAUAUGUGAACGGUGGGGACUUGAUGUUUCAUAUGCAACGACAACGGAAGCUCCCAGAAGAGCAUGCGAGAUUUUAUGCUGCUGAAAUGUGUAUCGCUCUGAAUUUCCUGCAUGAAAAGGGCAUCAUCUACCGUGAUCUAAAGCUGGACAACGUUCUACUUGACCACGAGGGACACAUCAAGCUCACGGACUAUGGCAUGUGCAAGGAAGGGAUCAGGCCUGGUGACACCACUAGUACUUUCUGUGGAACACCCAACUACAUUGCACCUGAGAUCCUCGAGGGGGAGGACUACGGUUUCAGUGUGGACUGGUGGGCUCUGGGUGUCCUGAUGUUUGAGAUGAUGGCUGGAAGGUCCCCGUUUGACAUUAUCACCGACAAUCCUGACAUGAACACUGAGGAGUACCUCUUUCAAGUAAUUCUUGAGAAGCCCAUUCGCAUCCCAAGGUCUCUGUCGGUGAAAGCUGCCAGCGUGCUCAAGGGCUUUCUGAACAAGGAUCCCAAGGAGCGGCUGGGAUGCCAGGUUCAGACGGGCUACACAGACAUUAAGUCACACACAUUUUUCCGCAGUAUAGACUGGGACCAGCUGGAGAAGAAAGAGGUGACGCCACCCUUCAAACCUCAAAUCUCAGAUGACUAUGGCCUCGAAAACUUCGAUACACAAUUUACUAAUGAACCAGUACAGCUCACACCAGAUGACGACAGCUAUAUCCUGGGGUUUUUGGCCUUGAAGUGUGAUUUGGUGAGUGUCCAUUUGCCCUCAGUCAGCAGAGGCGGCCCUGCCUUGUACUGGAUUCUCCAUCUCCAUCAUACCCCCUUGCCAUCCCCCACUACACUGUACCACCAGCAGCAACAGCAGCGGCAGCAGCACCAGGCCACACCCACCAGCCCCCACCCUCUCUUCCCUCACACCCCCACCCUUCUCUCUCUCUCUGCUGUGUGGCACCACUGUCUCUCCAGGGAGGAGCCUACAGCGCCGCUGCUGCAUCACAGCAGACAGACUCGGAUGAGGGACACAGUGUGA
Molecule: messenger RNA, 2203 nt
Organism: Sphaeramia orbicularis (orbiculate cardinalfish)
Lineage: Eukaryota; Metazoa; Chordata; Actinopteri; Kurtiformes; Apogonidae
Product: protein kinase C zeta type-like
Exons: 18
Coding region: 167-2203 (678 amino acids)
Biological process (GO): protein phosphorylation
Molecular function (GO): ATP binding; protein serine/threonine kinase activity; protein binding
Source: RefSeq, a predicted model, not a curated record